Paramecium primaurelia is the source of this 515-nucleotide messenger RNA. The record is from the annotation of a GenBank genome assembly. NCBI's taxonomy places the organism in Eukaryota, Ciliophora, Oligohymenophorea, Peniculida, Parameciidae.
AUGUCAACUAUUUUGCCUUAUUUGAUAAAUAAAACCAAUAACAUUUUAUUGUUAAGAGGAGAUGUAGGAAAAGCAAAACCUUCUGUAUCAGAUCUACCUGAUUUCAGUUAUUCUUAUGGUAAAAAGAUUAAUAGAGAUGGAAUUGGAAUGAAAGAAAUAACAUCAGAUUGGUAAUAUGGGAUCAGUUCACAUCAUAAAAAGUCUAAAACAGUUAAAUUACCAGAAGAUACUUUUGUUUAUGGACUCAAAAACAAGUAACCAUAAUCAUAUAAUAGAGUAGACCUUCAACUCCUUUUGGGAAAGUGAUUAAAAUGAAUUAUGGAAAUGAAGCAGCAGAUAUUAUAGAGAAUCUAUAUCGAAUGAGGAGUUAACGAAUUCCUAAGAAACAAGUAAUAUAAAAGAAUAGAUCAUAUUCUUUGAGAUUAGAACAUAAUACAAAAUAAAAAGAAGAAGAACAUAAAGAAUUUAAGAUAAAGAGAUUUUUAGAAAUAAAAUCGAAAAUAUAUUAAUUAUGA